Molecule: messenger RNA, 3096 nt
Organism: Stylonychia lemnae
Lineage: Eukaryota; Ciliophora; Spirotrichea; Sporadotrichida; Oxytrichidae
Source: the annotation of a GenBank genome assembly
AUGCGCUCAUAAAAGUUAAGUGACUUCCAGCAGUCAAUCGCAUCAAGUCAAAGGUAACUGUCUCCCUAUGGAAGUAUUCAUCAGACUAGCAAUGAAGCUGCCUACUAUCAGAUGAAUACUCCUCAUUAGAACAGUCACAGUAGUUACUCUUGUCUGAAUGGAAUGAACUCCAAUGGAAAAGAAGGGUAAAAAAUAUAAAUGGAAAUACAACAAAGAAUAUCUGAGGUGCGCAAUAAGCUGCAUUCUAAAAGGCAAAGUGGAGCAUUCGGCAACACUAAUAACAAUAACACUAAUGCAAGUCAUGUUUUAAGCUCAAGUAACUUGAAUGCAAAUAAGUCUCCUCUAAGUAGAGUCUGUCUCCCUUUGACUUUGCACAAGAUCAAUCAAUGUUUUUCAAGAAAGCUCAAUUGCCUGAGAAGAAAUCCUUCAAUGAUUUCCUACACUCCUCAUAAAAAAUUGAGACUUAUCCCGACACUUCAAUGGACUCACUCCUCUAAAUCUGCAAUAUACUUCCUGACUCAAAAGGAAAAUGAAAAGACUAACUUUUAAAAUCUAAAGGCUCAGUAUCUCAGGUACAGAAGUAAACUGUGGUAUCUAGCAUACCUACUGGUGGACUAGGGUAACAGAAUAACAUUUCAAAUAACAAAUCUCUAUGAAAAUAAUGAUAAUCGUAUAUCCUUAGAAGAGUAAAAUUAACAGAAAAGAAGCAUGUUCUUCGAAGGAGCCUUGCAAUGUGAACCAAAGUAAAAGGAAAAUAAAGAGAGUUUUCACUAGUAUUUCUCAGUCUAAGAAAAGCAAGACUAGAAUAGCAAAUUCCAAGUCCCAAAGAUGUCUAUAUUCUCAGAGAGGCAUAUCCCAGAAGCCAAUUAAGACCCAUUUGAGACAUUCAAGAAGUAGUCUUAGAGUUAUCAAAUUACAGAAAACUAAGUGGCUUAAUUACAAAAAAAUGUGGAGAAUAAGAAAGAAGAUUUCCAAGAGCAUUUUGAUAACUUCUUGAAGAAUAAUGAAAAAACGCAAUCACUUUUAAAUAACAAUAUAAGCACAAUAAGAAGUAGCUGUGGUUAGAACCCAAAUAACUAAAUCAGCAAUCUUUAGCAGCAUUCUAAUAAUCAACUGUAUUUUUAGCAUACACAUCAUGAACUGUUCGCCUCUUUCUCUUCACCAAAUGCGCAUUAAGAGAUAUUUACUUUAGGUGAUCAGCAACCUUAAAGCGAGGUAAAAGAAUACUAAGAGUAAAGAAAUAGUUAUGUUGAGGUAGAUGAGUCAGUGUUACCAAAUUUUUUCCAACCAUUAGUCUAAUCACCCACUCCAAAAUUUAGUCUCCAACUUGACAAAGAUUCUCUAAAUCAUAUGGAUUCAACUGAUUCAUCAAAAUCAAUCAGACUAAACAAUGGUUUAAACCAGUAGAGAGUGCAUUUAAUGUCUGAUAAAACUAAACAAAAACAGAAAAUUAUUGAAUAUGCAGAGUCUACAAAGGCAAAGAAUAUCAUUAUUGACCUGACAUCAUAGGACAAAGAAAAGUUUGAAAUACCGGAGUGUCAAAGUAAAUCUAAAUUCCACCUAAAUUUAGAUAAAAUUGAGAAAUAAGCAAGUAUUAUAGCUUAGUAUACAAUUCAGUCUGUCCGAGAGUAAAGUAAGAAGUCGAUAAUGCAAAACAAAAGAUAGCAUAAGUUGGAUGAUAGUGAUAAAAAGUUUACUGCUAAUGAUUAAAUUCUCGCUCCAAAGCCAGUAUUUGUUAGACAUCAGAAAAGUAACUCUAAGCCAAGUAUGCACUUCAUGUCUAAACUGCAAUAUAAAAAUCCAAUGUUCCAAACGCAUCAUGAUAAUUAUAACUGUAAUUAAGAUGAGAUAUAUUCUACAAAAGAGGAUCAUGAAAAGAACAAUGAGCUAGAAGUCUACACCAAUGGAACAAAUUUAAUGUCGCCUUUAUCAGAUAGAUUAGGCCAAAUUGACAAGCUUAAUGUAUUAUCUAGAACUGCAUCGAUGGAUCAUUAUCUGAGUAAUUGUACCACAUUUCUACGAGGGCAAAGAUUUCUGAGUCCUAGUAAUAAAUUUUAGCAAGCAAUGAUGGACGGCACUGUAAAAACAAAAGAGCAGAUUAGAGAUUAUUUUGUGAAGCUGUUAAUUAAAAAGUUCUCGAACUAUAAAAAGUCUUUGUAAAGAGAAUCAAUUCUUCUGCUAAGAACGUGUGAUUAGAAUUUGAUGCAAGCAAAGAGAGAAAAGCUAAAUAUACUGGUCUUAAUAAAGAGCUUUUUAAUGAAAUAGGAUGCAAUUUCAAGAUGGGGUAAGCUAAGGACGAAGGAAAUCUAUAAAAGAAAAGGUUACGCAAUAUAUAAUCUGAUAGUAGUAAUGUCUCAAAUGAUUUACAGAAAGCCAUUCUAAAGUAUAAAAUAAACAGAUUAGUACAAAGAGAUCUUGAAUCCUUUAAUAGAGGAAAGAGCUGUGGCUUUACGCUCGAAAUGGUGUUAAAAGGGGGCUUAUGUGGUAUGGGCUAGGUAGACAAAGUACAAGCAACUACUUCGUAGGCGUGCCUAAUUAACCCAGAGAGCUCUAUAUAACGUUAUUGAGAAAAACAGGAUUUGGGAUGGGUUCAAAUAAUUAAAUUUAAAUCGAUUAAGAAGGGGCUCGUUUAACAGUUUGAAUUUAAAAAUUAAAGAAUAUUUACAAAAUAUGUCGGCUGCCCCAUCGACAUCAACCCUUCUCUCUGACUCUCAUAUAAUAACUAAUAAGGGUGAUCCCUUCAACAUCAACACUAAUAAAACCAAGAUACUCAAAGCACUCUCUGCACAUUAACUUCAGAUGACUAUAUCUAAGAUUAGAAAUAGCAAGGCAUCUUUCUUAUUCAACAUAUUUAAGGAGUAUAAAUAAAAUAAAAUGAGAUAAAUGGAGUUUGAAAAAACUGUUUCCUAGAUCUCUAAGGAUCAAUCAGCCCUCCAUUAAUAAAUUAAAUAGCAAUCUCUCAAACUUUAGUCUCUAGCCUUAAAGUCAAUAAUUCGAAUACUAAAUUAAAAUCACUUGAAUCAACAGAGACUAGCUCUAAAUUUGCUAAAGAAAAACUAAAACAGAUGUAAGGGAGUGUAAAUACUUGCAGAUUGA